AUGGAGAUAACGCUGAAGGCUAUUCCUCUGAGGAUAGUGAAUAUUCCAUGGAGGAAUAAUAACCUCAGCACUCUGCAUUCAGACCCUCCUCUGUCUGAACAAGGGGAGACUCUCAUCGGAGUCUACCUGUUAGUGUUAGGAUGGCUGUCCUGGUUUGGAAACAGUUUAGUGAUGUUUGUCCUGUACAGACAGAGAGCCUCGCUGCAGCCAACAGACUUCCUCACUUUAAAUCUCGCCAUCUCCGACGCCAGCAUCUCCGUGUUCGGCUACUCCCGAGGGAUCCUAGAAAUAUUCAACAUCUUUAGGGACGACGGGUAUCUGAUCACCUGGAUUUGGACAUGCCAGGUGGACGGUUUCUUCACCUUGCUGUUCGGCCUUGCGAGCAUCAACACCCUGAGUGUUAUCAGCAUCACCAGAUACAUCAAGGGCUGCCACCCCAACAAAGCUAACUGUAUCAGCAUAAACACCAUCGCUGUGGCGCUGAUCUGCAUCUGGGCGGGCGCUCUGUUCUGGGCCGGGGCUCCUCUGCUGGGCUGGGGAAGCUUCACAGAUCGAGGUUACGGCACCUGUGAGGUGGACUGGGCCAAAGCCAAUUACUCCACCAUCUACAAGUCGUACAUCAUCUCCAUCCUCAUCUUCUGCUUCUUCAUCCCCGUGAUGAUCAUGCUCUUCUCUUAUGUCUCCAUCAUCAACACGGUGAAAAACGCCAACGCCAUGUCAGCGGACGGUUCGCUCACGGCCCGUCAGAGGAAGGUGGAGAGAGACGUCACGAGGAUUUCCAUUGUGAUCUGCACGGCUUUCAUCAUGGCCUGGUCUCCAUAUGCAGUGGUGUCUAUGUGGUCGGCCUGGGGCUUUCAUGUGCCGAGCACGACCAGCAUCAUCACCCGCCUCUUCGCCAAGUCUGCCAGCUUCUACAACCCGCUCAUCUACUUUGGCAUGAGCUCCAAGUUCCGUCAGGACGUCUCGGUGCUGCUGCCGUGCACGAAGGAGCGCCGGGAGGUGGUGCACCUGCAGCAGUUCAAGAACAUCAAACCCAAGGCGGAGGCUGCGGCUGCGGCCGUGCCUGCGUCGCUUCCUGUUAAGAAGGUCGAGGUGAAAUACAUCAAAACAGAAUCCCAUCAUGACAGCGACUCGGGGGUCAACAGCCCCCCUCAGACCCCCCCGUCUGGCCCUCAGGAGCAGAUCCACAUCGACCUGCCGUCACACAUCGAGACCUCAGACUACUGGUGCGACCGGCUCUAAGGGCGGUCUGCGUUUCACAUGAACUGAUGCUGAAAGAACGAGGGGAGAUUAUCAGUAUUUUUGUAUGCUCCUGUCUUUACUGAGUUGGUAAACU
Notolabrus celidotus (New Zealand spotty) is the source of this 1336-nucleotide messenger RNA. Its product is annotated as opsin-5-like. Gene Ontology annotation, biological process: G protein-coupled receptor signaling pathway. Gene Ontology annotation, cellular component: membrane. The record is from RefSeq and is a predicted model, not a curated record. Gene Ontology annotation, molecular function: G protein-coupled receptor activity. NCBI's taxonomy places the organism in Eukaryota, Metazoa, Chordata, Actinopteri, Labriformes, Labridae. Bases 1 to 1242 code for a protein of 413 amino acids. The transcript has 6 exons.